UUCGCUUAUCAUACUUGCUAAUGAUAUGUUAAGUAAAUACUUGUAGGUAUACAAAUGUUUUAUUAUUUUUACGUCAGUCUCAUUCGGCAUGGCGCUCAGAAACGGUGUUAGUUUUCUGCGGCUGCUGACUUUAAGGCAGUCUGCCCGUCUAUUAACAACCCAUACAAGACCCGAAUUACAAAAUGGGGGUAAGCUGGCAGAGUUCCCUGGGGCGAAGGCUCCCUACGUUACGGAAAUGCGAUUUUUAGACGAAACCAGCUACGACCCCAUCCCUAUCUAUCGAGUGUUGGACAACAGCGGCGAAGUUAUCGAUAGAAAUGAGGAGCCAAAUAUCGAUAACGACUCUUUAGUCAACAUUUACAAAACAAUGGCACAGCUGAGUCAAAUGGAUAAGAUUUUGUAUGAAUCUCAAAGGCAAGGUCGAAUUUCCUUCUACAUGACCAACUACGGCGAGGAAGGCGUGCAGGUAGGCAGCGCCGCCGCACUGCAACCCCAAGACCUGGUGUUUGCCCAGUACAGGGAAGUGGGCGUGAUCCUGUACCGUGGCAUGACAGUGACUGAGCUGGUCAACCAGUGCUAUGGCAACCAUGAAGAUCCCGGCAAAGGAAGAGCCAUGCCCGUACACUAUGGGAGCAAGCAACACAAUAUUGUCUCCAUAUCCAGUCCGCUUGCAACCCAAAUGCCGCAAGCAGUGGGUGCAGCGUAUGCCUUCAAGCGCCAGGCUAACAACGAUCGUGUCGUGAUCUGCUACUUUGGCGAGGGUGCUGCUUCGGAAGGCGACGCCUUCGCUGCGUUGAACUUCGCUGCUACACUGGAUGCACCUGUUGUGUUCCUAUGUAGAAACAACGGUUAUGCCAUAUCGACACCAAGCAGCGAGCAAUACCGCGGUGACGGCAUCGCCGCCCGAGGACCAGCCCUCGGCAUCACCACGCUCCGAGUGGACGGCACUGACACCCUGGCCGUCUACAACGCAGUCAAGAAGGCGAGGGCCUUCGCCCUUGAGAACAACAAGCCUGUGCUGGUUGAGGCCAUGAACUACAGAGUUGGCCAUCACUCCACUUCCGACGACAGCACAGCUUACCGAUCUGUGGAAGAAAUCGAAAAAUGGACGAAAGACGAAAGUCCCAUUCAGAAGCUUAAACUUUACUUGGAAAGAAAAGGUUUAUGGAGUGAUGAGGAGGACAAGGCCUGGUUGAAGGAGUCCCGUGACAACGUCGUCAAGACCAUGCAAGACGCUGAGAAGAAACAAAAGCCACACUGGAAGGAAAUGCUGGAGGAAGUCUACCACGACAUGCCCCCGAGGCUACAGAAACAAAUGCAGCAGAUGGAGCAGCAUUUGAAAAAAUACAAAGAACAUUACCCUCUGAAUCAAUAUCAAUCAGAUUAACAUAACUCAAUGAAGUAUAAUGAUGUUGUUGCAGUAGUUAAAUUGUAAAUACCUUACACUAUCUUGUGGUUAUCAAAAUAAUAAUAAAGUUAAUGUUUCAUAUUUA
Molecule: messenger RNA, 1493 nt
Organism: Plutella xylostella (diamondback moth)
Lineage: Eukaryota; Metazoa; Arthropoda; Insecta; Lepidoptera; Plutellidae
Gene: BckdhA
Product: Branched chain keto acid dehydrogenase E1 subunit alpha
Biological process (GO): branched-chain amino acid catabolic process
Cellular component (GO): oxoglutarate dehydrogenase complex
Molecular function (GO): oxidoreductase activity, acting on the aldehyde or oxo group of donors, disulfide as acceptor
Source: RefSeq, a predicted model, not a curated record